Molecule: messenger RNA, 1557 nt
Organism: Polyodon spathula (Mississippi paddlefish)
Lineage: Eukaryota; Metazoa; Chordata; Actinopteri; Acipenseriformes; Polyodontidae
Product: tetraspanin-8-like
Exons: 8
Coding region: 28-777 (249 amino acids)
Cellular component (GO): membrane
Source: RefSeq, a predicted model, not a curated record
AUCUAGUUUUCUGGAAAUCCAAGACGCAUGCAGCACAUUGUACCAUUCCUGAGAAGCAAGCGGACGAACACUGCUGGGCUCUUGACGUGGACACUGAAAAUGGCUGGAGUUAGCGGCUGCAUGAAGUACUCGAUGUUUUUUUUCAACUUCUUGUUCUGGCUCUGUGGAUGUUUCAUACUUGGAGUUUCGAUUUGGCUUCGUGUGAGCAAAGAUGCCCACCAAACCAUACAAAUUGACAUCUCUGCCGUCAAUCUUAUGAUUGCCAUUGGGGCCAUCAUAAUGGGGCUUGGAUUUUUUGGCUGCUGUGGUGCAAUCCGAGAGAGCAGGUGUCUGCUUCUUCUGUUUUUCAUCGGCUUGCUCCUCAUCUUUAUUCUCCUGGUUGCUGCAGGAAUCCUGGGGGUUGUGUACAGAUCGAAGGCUGAAGGGAUGCUUACAGACACUCUUAAAAAGUACAUUCCCAUUGAUCAACAGUCAGAGGAGUUCAAGAAGGACAUUGAAAAUCUGCAAACUCAGGGCAAGUGUUGUGGACUGAUCAAUGGUGCCCAGGACUGGGGAGCUGCAAUUCCAUCCUCCUGUAAUUGCAAGGGGGAUCCUGCUUCAAACUGUGUGUCCUAUAAAGGCACUGAAGUGUACAAACAGCCCUGCCUGCAGUUCUUGGCUCAUGUGGUGUCUAAACACGCUGCGAUUAUUCUCGGAGUGGCCUUCGGGCUGGCAGUUGUCAUGCUCUUCGGUUUGGGCUUCUCGAUGUCACUCUACUGCCAGAUCGGUUCAAAAUGAGAAGACCGCAUUCUAAAUUUUUUCUCAGCAAUGGCUCCUGGCUUCACGCUCGCGCAGAAAAUGAGCAAGAAUGGUUACAGAGCUUUUUUUUUUUAAUGUAAGCAUUUAAAAAUAAAAACAUUUUAAACGAAGUAACGACUUAUGCUGUGCCAUUAACCCAAAUAGCGUAAAUACUGUAUUUGUUGGCUAUGUAUUACUAGUGGAGAUAAAUAUUUGAUAAAAUGUUUUUUUUUUUUUUUUUUAAUUUUGGUAUAAAGGGAAUUGUGUAGUUUUUACUAAAUGCUGUUUUAAUAGCUUAUAUUUACAUUUGUAUUGCCAAAUAUGUUCUGAACUGCAUAUUAAAGGUAGCUCAUGUUUUAUUGUAUGCUGGUUGGGUGUGUCUGUUUUUACCAUCUGAACAUUGUGAUCUACUGUCUUCCUGAUGCUAUUAGCUCUAAUAUUGCCGGGUAUUUAUGGUGCUAUUAUAAUGCCAGCUACGUACGGUAUCUAUGAUUAUGACUCAAGCUUGUAAAGGCUAUCUUAAAAAUAGCCUCGUACUGACAGCACAGCAAACACUGGCAAGCAUUUACAUGGUUUCUUAUCCAAGUAAUCUUUAUGGUAUUGCCUGGGAAUAAGAGUGUGCCUGUCUCACACAGGAAGUCUCUCCCACUAUUUCAAUGUAAACUGGAAUAUGGACUUUACUGCUUAGUAACUAUCUAUUCUAUCAUUCUUUCUCAUUGAUAAGGUUCUUUGUUUCUGGAGUUUGUUUUUGAGGAGCAGCAAAAAUACUGUAAUAAAGCA